This is a messenger RNA of Manihot esculenta (cassava), 1922 nucleotides long. RefSeq names its product dimethylnonatriene synthase-like. The record is from RefSeq and is a predicted model, not a curated record. Bases 116 to 1714 code for a protein of 532 amino acids. The transcript is spliced from 2 exons. Gene Ontology annotation, biological process: defense response to other organism. Gene Ontology annotation, molecular function: oxidoreductase activity, acting on paired donors, with incorporation or reduction of molecular oxygen; iron ion binding; heme binding. Lineage: Eukaryota; Viridiplantae; Streptophyta; Magnoliopsida; Malpighiales; Euphorbiaceae.
AAAAAAAACCUAAUUCUAGGUUAAAAAGGCUGAACCACGGGUCACAGUUCCAAUUUCUCUCAUAAAUAGCAAUCUAACUUUAGACAAGAUUGCAGCCAAAACUCCCUAUGUCACCAUGGAUUUCUCUUCUCACAUCAAAACAGUCAUAUGGGCUCUUGCUUUUAUAUUUCUCUUUAGUUUAUGGAGAACUAUGAACAGAAAGAGCGAAAGAGAGAAAAACAGAGUCCCUGAACCAGCCGGGGCAUGGCCCUUGAUUGGUCACUUGCAUCUUUUAGGUGGCAAAGAACCAGCCUGCAAAAUCCUUGGAGCCAUCGCUGAUAAAGCUGGCCCUUUUUACUCACUCAGACUUGGUAUGAACCGAAUAUUAGUGGUGAGUGGUUGGGAAAUGGUAAAGGAAUGCUUGGCUAAAAACGACAUAGUUUUUGCUACCAGAGCAAGCAUAGCAGCAGGAAAACACUUGGGUUACAAUAAUGCAAUCUUCGCAUUAGCCCCAUAUGGAGAAUAUUGGCGUGACAUGAGAAAGCUAGCUACUCUUCAACUUCUAUCGAGUCAUCGGCUUGAAAUUCUUAAGCAUGUGAGGUUGUCGGAAGUGGACAUGUUCUUGAAAGAUUUGUACAAUAUUUGUGCAGAGAAUGCGAACAAUCUUGCCAAGGUUACCAUAAGCAAAUUGUUGGAGCGUGUUACGUUCAAUAUAAACCUGAAAAUGCUAGCUGGGAAGAGAUUUUCAAGCAGCACAUAUGGGGAAGAAAACAGCGAGCCCUGGAGAUACAAGAAGGCCAUAGAAGAAGCUCUAUAUCUGAGCGGGAUUUUUGUGAUGUCGGAUGCAAUUCCGUGGCUUGAAUGGUUGGAUCAUCAGGGGCAUAUCAGUGCGAUGAAGAGGACCGCUAAGGAGAUUGACGCAGUAGUAGGAACUUGGCUGGAGGAACAUCUGAGAAAAAAAAGCUCCAAGGAGGACAGUAUUGGUGAAAGUGAUUUGAUGGAUGUUAUGCUUGAAAACCUUGCAGAAGAUUCUGUGAUGUCUGGCCAUUCGCGAGAUACUGUCGUAAAGGCAAUGGUUAUGAUUCUAACCCUAACCGGAGCUGGAAGCACAGCAGUAACAUUGACAUGGGCACUUUCUCUCCUACUAAACAACCCGAGUGUGCUAAAAUCAGCUCAAGAGGAGCUAGACAUCCAUGUUGGCAAAGACAAAUGGGUACAAGAAUCAAAUAUUCAAAAACUAAACUAUCUCCAAGCAAUCGUCAAAGAAACUCUACGCUUAUAUCCACCUGGUCCACUAACAGGGAUACGUGAGGCCAUGGAAGACUGUGAUCUUGGUGGGUAUCAUGUCUCUCAGGGCACACGACUUGUCGCUAACAUAUGGAAGCUACAACGAGACCCUCGCAUCUGGGAAAACCCUAGCGAGUUUCAACCAGAGAGGUUCCUGACGACUCAUGCUCAUGUUGAUUUUAGAGGGCAAAAUUUUGAGUACAUUCCAUUUAGCUCUGGGAGAAGGUCUUGCCCUGCUAUUACUUUUGGCCUGAAAGUGGUUCACUUGAUCCUUGCUAGGGUUCUUCAGGGAUUUGAUUUAAGGACAGUUAAAGGCUUACCAGUGUGUAUGAAGGAAGGCCCUGGAAUUUCCUUGUCCAAAGUAAAUCCAUUAGAAGUUAUUGUCAAACCCCGCCUGGAUUUGGAGCUUUAUCAAUGUCUUGGAAGAUCAAACUACAUGUCGUUUUAAGUAUUACCCCCCUAUACCAAAUAUUUCAAGAAACGGAUAUAGAAAAUGAGAGGAAAAUGAAUGUGAUAAGUUUAAAUUUUUAUAGUAAGUCAUAAACGAGUGGAAAAAUGAAAUAUAAGGUUUGAUUAAUGAAAUUAAAUAAAAUUUUAAUAAUUUUUACUAACUGUUAGAUUGCCAAAAUGCUAAAACAUUUGGUUUAUUUUUAUAA